AUGUUUCGCGAUGAUCCGAAGACUAAGCCGGUGGAAAAUGAAUUAAGUUUCUUAGAGCUCGAUAAGGAGACUCUAGCUAAAACUCAAGGGACUGAUAUAAAAACUGAGUCAGAUCCACCAGAAUUUAGUUUCUUCGGUCCUAACGCAGGAUUGGAUGAAAGAGAUGAAAUUGAUAAACCCCUGACUGAUGAUCUGGCAUUUCUGUUGGCAAGUGAUGAACCGAUGGCAGAAGCUUCUCAGAAAAAGCCACCCAAACUUGUGGAGCCACCUAAACUUGUUCAUCGCAAGGAAACCGAUGCUGAAAUAGAAGCACGUCUUCAAGCGGAACUGGACUCCUUACCAAUGGUGGAGGCGGAAAUCGAUUCCACCGAAUCGAACAUUGAAUCAGUAUUUAAUUCUGAACCACAAAAGAAAGAUACUGCUUUUAAGGAACUGAUAGAAAAACAGAAUCCACCAAUUCCAGUUGCAGCCACCAGCAACAUUCCUUUAAAUAUCACGCAUGUGGUAAAUCCUAGUGUUUUUCAAGUACCCAUCACAGUAGCUUCAAAUCAGCACCGCCCUUUGCUCAAUGUUCCGAUAGUCACAAGUGUGAAGGGAGUCCAAGGAGAGGAUAUAGCCGUGAAAUAUAGCACUGGACCCGAUGGCCUGAUCACGAAUGUACAAAUGGUGGCACCGCCGAUGCAGUUGUCUCAGCCAAAGGCGAAAGCCAAGGAACUGGAGAGUUUUACGGCCAGUCAGCUACAUCAGAUAAUGCAAAGUGGUCAGCCCUAUUUGAAUUUGCCCAUGACCAGCUCCGGGGGUCUGGCAGCUACGAAGGAUCCUUUAAUGGCCAGUGAUGGUGCUAUUCUACCCGAGCAAGCUGUCGAGGAUGAGGAAGUGGACUAUGAGGAAAUCGGAGUGGCCGAUACCUUUGCAGCCUAUUGGCCAAGUAAGUUGAAGUAUGGGAGGGCCCAUCCGGAUCCGGUGGUGGAAACAGCUACCUUGUCUUCCGUGGAACUGCCCGAUAUUACCUACGAACUGGCCUUACCCUCGAAAACCAAGGACUGUUUGAGUGCCCUGCAAUUGGAGGCAGUUAUUUAUGCCUGUCAGGCUCAUGAGCAAAUCUUGCCCAGCGGUGAGCGAGCUGGGUUUCUACUGGGCGAUGGAGCUGGAGUGGGAAAAGGACGAACCAUUGCCGGGAUAAUAUUUGACAAUUAUGUAAAAGGGAGAAAACGUGCCCUUUGGGUCUCCGUAUCCAAUGAUCUGAAGUUCGAUGCUGAACGGGAUCUCGCUGAUAUUGGAGCCCAUGAAAAGGUAAAAGUGUCUGCCAUUAGCAGGUUCAAGUACAGUCGCAUCGAUUCCGAGGAGAAUGAGAACUUCAAGCGGGGUGUGAUAUUCUGCACCUACACCGCUCUCAUUGGGGAAUCGGUGACUGCCAACUCCAAGUACAAAACUCGUUUGCGACAGUUGGUCAAUUGGCUGGGCAAGAAGUUUGAUGGAGUAAUUGUAUUCGAUGAGUGCCACAAGGCGAAGAAUCUGAGUUUGAUGAAUGUGGGUAAGUCCACGAAGACGGGAACUACUGUGCUGGAGCUGCAGAAACUGCUGCCAAAUGCUAGAGUGAUUUAUGCCUCGGCCACGGGAGCCAGUGAGCCAAGAAAUAUGGCCUAUAUGGUGAGAUUGGGUCUCUGGGGACCGGGAACCUCCUAUCCGGAGUUCUAUGAGUUCGUGAAUGCUGUGGAGAAGCGGGGCAUUGGCGCCAUGGAAAUAGUGGCCAUGGACAUGAAGCUACGAGGAACUUAUAUUGCUCGCCAGCUGAGUUUCAAGGACGUGAGUUUUCGCAUCGAGGAGGUGCCCAUGCCAAAGGAUUUCCGUAAGGCCUACAACAUGGCCGCUGAACUUUGGGCCGAAAUCAAUAAGAGAUUCCAGAAGGCUUGUCGUCUGAUGUGCGUGGAAAACCGAGUUCAGAAGAUCAUCACCUUGCAAUUCUGGUGUGCCCAUCAGCGUUUCUUUAAGAACCUUUGCAUUGCAUCGAAGGUCAGUCAUGUGGUCAAGAUGACUCGCCAGGCCACUCGAAUGGGCAAAGCUGUGGUCAUUGGCCUCCAGUCCACUGGGGAAUCUCGCACUCUGGAACAUCUAGAGCGUAAUCAUGGAAAGCUAAACACCUUUGUCUCCACUUCCAAAAUGAUUAUCCAGUCGUUCGUUGAGAAGCACUUUCCAGCUCCCAAACGCGACUCCUUUCAUCAUCUGCUAAAUACAGGGGAAUUCGAGCCGGAAGCUCGCUCUCGACCACCAAGACCCAAGAAGGCCAAGAUGAAUUCCGACUGGUUCGAUGACGAUAUGGAUGCCGAGGCUGGAGAAAGCGAUAUCGAGAUGUAUGCGAACAGCUGGACAGGAGAUGAUCGCAUUAAAAUGGGACGAAAGCGGCGGGGACGACCACCCAAGGUGGACAAAGUAGAAAAGAUCACCAUGCAGGAACGCAUUCUGCAGCACUUGUGCAACAAUAUGAGAGCCCAGGAUAAUGAUGGCGAACCCACCUACACCUUCGACAACACAAAACCCCAAAAGGCAAACAUCACCGAACUGGAUGUGGAGCGUUGUAUUAACUCACGUGAAAUGCUGCUGGAGAAGAUCGAGAUAUUGGGUAAAAAAAUGCCGGCCAAUACGUUGGACAAGCUGAUUUCCGAGCUGGGCGGCACAAAUUUGGUGGCCGAGAUGACAGGACGUCGAGGAAGAGUUGUUCGCACGGAGUAUGAUGGCUACAAGUUUGAGCCACGUUGCGAGAACAACUCUUCGAUGGAUUUGGUCAACUAUCGGGAGAAGCAGCGUUUCAUGGAUGGCAGCAAGCAUGUGGCCAUUAUUUCAGAUGCGGCCUCAAUUGGAAUUUCCUUGCAGAGCGACAAAAGAGUUUCCAAUCAGAGGCGUCGUUUGCAUAUCACUCUUGAAUUGCCUUGGAGUGCCGAUAGAGCUAUCCAACAAUUUGGACGCACCCAUCGCUCCAAUCAGGUUAACUCCCCUGAAUACGUAUUCGUUAUAACCAAUUUGGCUGGCGAAAGGCGAUUCGCUUCCACGGUGGCCAAAAGAUUGGAGAGCUUGGGAGCUCUUACUCAAGGAGAUCGUCGUGCCACCGAUGCCCGUGACUUGUCCCAGUUUAAUAUCGACAACAGCAUUGGUCGCAGUGCCCUGGAGAGUGUGAUGCAACAGUUGACCGGGGAAAAGCCACUGGAUAGUGCCAGCAUACCGCCAUCCUAUAAAGGCGACUUCGCCUACGAUUGCUGUGUGGCCAUGACCGGCGUGGGAAUGCUCAAUGUUCGCGAGGAGAACAAGGUGAAGAAGUUUAGCGUCGAAAAGGAUACAAAUAACAUCACCAAGUUCCUCAAUCGCAUCCUGGGUUGCCGUGUGGAGGUCCAAAAUGCCCUGUUUAAAUUAUUUCUGGACAGGAUGUACUCGCUGAUUAUGCAAAUGAAGCGCACGGGACGCUUCGACAUGGGUAUUUUGGAUUUGGAUGCCCAUGGAGCUAGUGUAAAGUCCAUAAAGCUAAUGAGAUUUAUAAGGAGCCAUGCCACUGGAACAGCGGCCACCGAACUUCACACCGUGACUGUGGAAAGGGGAAUGUCCUUUGAAACGGCUUUGGCCAAAUAUCGAAAGGAAGGUCAACAUGACAACGAUGGCUUCUACAUUCUACAGCAGCUGCGCCAAAACAAGAACUCCUCUAUUUUGUGUCUGCAGGCAAAGUCAAGUUCCGCAGAUGGCGGACCAGGAAAAAUAAAUUUACAGAUUUACCGACCAAACACAGGACCCCAAGUGCGAUUGGAGACUUUGGCCUCGAUCUCCACCAGAUAUGUGAAGGUAACGCCCGAGGAAGCGCAGGAUUUCUGGCGUCAACAGUACGAUUUCUGCCUGGAUAGGUGCUCUCAUAUCUACUGGAAUCGCAGUUGUCCAUUUUCGGCGGGAUGUGAAGUGGGUUUACGAGUGCGAACCUAUCACGUUUUGUCUGGCUUGAUGUUGCCGAUUUGGGAUCGGAUCGAGCUGAUUAUCGAGAAGAACGAACACAAGAUACAGAUCCUACGCGUGAAGACCGAUGUGAACAAGAAGAUUGUGGGCACGGUGGUGCCACACGCUGUAUACGAUGCCCUGGUGGCCGAUUUGUCCUCGGACUCCAUCGUGGAGAGGCAUUAAAAUGACACUGCUCCCUAAAACGCAAAAAAAUAUGUAUGGCAGCGCCAGCUUCUAUUGCCACUUUAAAAAUAUCAACUCGAAUUGUGGCAUUCAGUGCAAUACAUGUGGCGUAAGCUUUCGCUUUUUCAAAAUGCGGGGCACGCUCCACCAGCCACCGAGGAGCAGCCCGCCAUAAACAAUGGCCACAAAAGCACAUACGGGAAGACACUUACAGCUCGUCUGCGUGCGUGUGUGAUUCAUAUGUAUUGUCUGCAGUGCUGCGGGGUAUGCUACAGAUGCACUGAAAAAAAAUAAAGAUACUCCAGACCAAAAAA
This is a messenger RNA of Drosophila ficusphila, 4469 nucleotides long. Its product is annotated as protein strawberry notch. The record is from RefSeq and is a predicted model, not a curated record. Lineage: Eukaryota; Metazoa; Arthropoda; Insecta; Diptera; Drosophilidae. Bases 1 to 4155 code for a protein of 1384 amino acids. Gene Ontology annotation, cellular component: nucleus. Gene Ontology annotation, molecular function: chromatin DNA binding; histone binding. Gene Ontology annotation, biological process: regulation of DNA-templated transcription. The transcript is spliced from 3 exons.